AUGGCGCUGUACACCACCGCCGUACUGCUUGUUGGCAGCGCGCAGGCGAUUACCAGGCCUUUUACCUUCAUCAUCACAUGGCAGCAAGGUGCCCCUGAUGGGUUCCAGAGAGAUAUGUUCCUGAUCAACGGACAAUUCCCUGGGCCUUUGCUGGAAGUGAACCAAGGAGACAAUGUAGUUGUCAACGUCCAGAACAACUCGCCUUUCAAUACAACACUACACCACCAUGGAAUCGAUAUGAAUGGCACACCAUGGUCUGACGGUGUUCCCGGUGCAUCCCAGUACCAGAUCCUUCCCGGAUGUGGCUUCACCUACAGCUGGACUGCGAACCAGCAUGGCUCUUUCUUCUACCAUUCACACUCGACGUCUCAGAUCAAUGAUGGCCUGUACGGUCCCAUCGUAAUCCAUCCAGCAUCGGACACGCCGACACCGUACGGCCUAAUUCCUGGUGUCUCAGUCGAGACGAUCCAGCAGGCGGAGGCUGCUAGGAUCCCGAUCGUGUUAUCAGACUGGGCUCACAUUACCUCGUAUGACGACUGGUCAAUAUCGACAAAGUCCAAGAUGGAGAACUUGUGUAUUGAUUCAGUCCUAAUCAACGGAAAGGGCAACGUCUACUGCGUACCAGCGGCAGAACAACCAGGACUGAUGACCUCAGGCCAAGCAGCCAUUCUCCAGGCAGUCCAAGGAGCCAUGCUGACAGACAAGUCAUGCGUCCCACCAGACGUCUACGCGGUAGCCCUGGGACAGCCUGGUUAUCCUGUCGACAUUGCCGCCAUCCCUCACGACAUAUAUAAUGGAUGCACAAACACGACCGGGCACACCGACGUGAUUGACGUCGUGCAGACAAUUCUGCAACAGUCUAAAUGGGUCAUGUUCGACAUUGUCGGGGCCAUCGAGGUCUACGGCGUGCAAUUCUCCAUCGACGAAAUACCCAUGUGGGUGAUUGCCGCUGACGGCGACUUCAUUGAACCUGUGCAGGCAGAUUCCAUCCCAAUCACCAAUGGUCAGAGAUACACAGUCCUUGCCAAGUUCGACAAGCCCAAGAAGUAUACCGUCCGCGUCUCGUCAACAAGCGACGCCCAGAUCUUGUACGGGACGUCCAUUAUCAACUACAAUGUCUUGGGCAAGCUGCAGUCAACCGCCGCGUCUAAGCCGUUCAUCAACCCACGUGGAGUUGGCACGUCCAGCAGUGUUACUUUCUUCGACCCGAGCACAGCCCGGCCGUAUCAGACAAGCCAGAUUCCUCGGAGAGCCGAUGCCACAUACAAGCUUACCAUGAAGAUUGAUGAUUACCCCUUCAUGUGGGCGUUCAACGAGACCUCGCGUUUGCCCGACGAGGUGGAUAACGUGACCCCGUUACUAUUCGCUCCUCAGCCUUGCCGACAGGACAACCACACCAUCACCAAUCCUGCCAACGCGUGGGUCGACUACAUCAUGUUAGUCUCUGGCAAACAGCCGCCUCACCCGGUGCACAUGCACGGCCAGCACUUCUACGUGAUUGGCAGUGGUUCUGGAGAGUUCACGUGGGCCACGGUGGACGAGGCCAUCAAGGACAUUCCUGGGUCUUUCAACCUCGACAACCCGCCGUUCAGAGACACGUACCCGACUCCGAUGCUGACACCUUCGCCGCCGGGGUCACCGCCGGGAUCGGUCUGGCUGGCGCUCCGCCGGCAGAGCGUGAACCCGGGCGUCUGGCUGAUGCACUGCCAUAUCCAGUCGCAUUUCCGCGGGGGCAUGUCCAUGAUCAUCCAGGACGGCGUGAACAAGCUGCCGAAGAUUCCUCAGCAGUACAGGGAUUACAGUUGUGGCGGGGUGUGA
Molecule: messenger RNA, 1818 nt
Organism: Microdochium trichocladiopsis
Lineage: Eukaryota; Fungi; Ascomycota; Sordariomycetes; Xylariales; Microdochiaceae
Product: multicopper oxidase
Exons: 3
Coding region: 1-1818 (605 amino acids)
Molecular function (GO): oxidoreductase activity; copper ion binding
Source: RefSeq, a predicted model, not a curated record